CUCUUGUAAGAGGGAAUUUUCACUCUUUUAAGAGGGAGAAAGGAAAAAAAAAAAGUAGCGCACAAAAUCAAAAAAAUCAGAUGGCAUCAGAAUUCAGAGUUCAAAUGUAAAAGCAGCUGCAUUCGCAGUUAGAAAAGAAAUCCAAAUCACCUCCUUAGCGAUCCGACAUUUUUCCCUUCACAAAACCCUAUUUGCUGCAGAAUUCCCAUGAUCUCACCUGAUUUGAGAAGGUAACGAUAGAAUAAUGAUAAAUAGUACCGUUGAUGAUAACGGCCACGCCCAAAUUCCUGAUCAGCAACAUCACUGCCUCUGUUGCCAAUUUCAUAUUCAAAAUCAGCACAAGCCCAUACCCAAGUGCCUACCAAAGCGCAUAAUUUUGGUUCGUCACGGCGAGAGCGAAGGGAAUAAAGACGACGCUAUGUACACCGUCACCCCCGAUUAUAGGAUCCCGCUAACUCCCAAGGGAAUUGAUCAAGCCAAUGAAGCUGGCUCUCGCAUUUUUGACAUGGUUUCUGAUAAUGGCUCCUCCGAUAACUGGAAGGUCUAUUUCUACGUCUCCCCAUAUGUCCGAACACGUUCCACGCUACGGGAGAUAGGCAGGGCUUUUACCAGACGGAGAGUGCUUGGCGUCAGGGAAGAAUGCCGAAUUAGAGAACAAGAUUUUGGUAAUUUUCAAGUGGCGGAGCGCAUGAAAGUCAUCAAGGAGACUCGGGAGAGAUUUGGCCGCUUCUUUUAUCGAUUUCCUGAGGGAGAAUCUGCAGCCGAUGUUUAUGACAGAGUUUCCAGUUUUCUUGAAUCUCUUUGGAGGGACAUUGAUAUGAACAGACUGCACCACGACCCUAAUGACGAUUUGAAUCUUGUGAUUAUAUCUCAUGGUCUAGCUAGUCGUGUCUUUCUGAUGAAGUGGUUCAAGUGGACAGUUGAGCAAUUUGAGUAUUUAAACAAUUUAGGAAAUUGUGAAUUUCGAGUUAUACAAUUAGGGCUUGGUGGCGAAUACAGCUUAGCAGUCCACCAUACUGAGGAAGAGAUGCUAGAAUGGGGACUAUCCCCUGAAAUGAUUUCAGACCAAAAAUGGCGAGCUCAUGCUAGCAGGAGUUCAUGGAAGGAGAAAUGUUCUUGGUACCUUGAUGCGUUUUUUGACCAUCUAGCUAAUUCAGAUGAGGAUGAUUAUGAUGAAGUGAAAUCAAACUUUUCCGACUAAUUUAGUGAUGUUUUUGGUACAUUUAUUCUGAUUACUUAUAUAGUUUAGAUGAGUAAUUAAUUUGGUUAUUGACAGUGGUAGUUGUAAGAUUCAUUUAACUUUCCUGCGGUAGUCCACCUCAUGGGGCUCAAAGCGUCUCUUUAAUUUUAUUGUAUUCAAUGUCAAUAAUAUCAUGGGUGGCUCAAAAGUAAGACCACUAAAGCCUCCAAAGUAUCAAGAAGUCCCAAAAAACUUUGCUAUUAUUAUACAACUAUUCAUUAGUAUGUUGUUUA
Solanum dulcamara is the source of this 1473-nucleotide messenger RNA. Its product is annotated as phosphoglycerate mutase-like protein AT74. The transcript is spliced from 2 exons. NCBI's taxonomy places the organism in Eukaryota, Viridiplantae, Streptophyta, Magnoliopsida, Solanales, Solanaceae. Gene Ontology annotation, molecular function: phosphatase activity. The coding region runs from base 245 to 1201 and encodes 318 amino acids. The record is from RefSeq and is a predicted model, not a curated record.